Molecule: messenger RNA, 3064 nt
Organism: Centruroides sculpturatus (bark scorpion)
Lineage: Eukaryota; Metazoa; Arthropoda; Arachnida; Scorpiones; Buthidae
Exons: 3
Coding region: 1-783 (260 amino acids)
Source: RefSeq, a predicted model, not a curated record
AUGGAGUCUUACGAAGGAUUUCUUGCCAAAGUCCAAUUGCAUGUGUGGUCCAAAAUGGUGUCACCAGAGAUCUAUAUAUCUUACUAUAAAAAAUAUUUAUUUGAUCAUUUUAAAUUUGAUGUAGGUGCGGAGGCAGUAUUUGAAUCUGCUGAUGAAGAUGAAUGGGAUGUGUAUUUAGACAAUGAUUUUUCAGAUCUCAAGAAAUUGUUAGAAGAAACAAAUUUAGACAAGGAAACGUGCGAAAAAAUAUUAAUUCAAGUAAAAUUACUUAUCGUCAAAAAUAGAAAUUCGCUUCAUAAUGCACUAUAUAGUAAAAAGAUAGUUCAAAAAGAAUUAGAAAAGCUGAGAAUUGCAAGAAGAAUAAAAAUCAACAAGAUUCAGAAAGACAAAAAAAAUCUACACCAAGAAAUGGAGAAGAUAAAAAAUGAAUUCAAGGAACGCCUUUCGGAAAUGAAAGAUACCAAAGACACAAUCGAUUGGGAACAUCAAAAUAAAGAAAUCGAAAAGUCAAACAACAGUAAUCCUGAUUAUUUGCAUCUACUGAGUCAAAAUGAAUAUCUGCAGAAGCAAGUUUUCUCCCUUCAGAGAGAAAUUGAUAAAAUGAAAGAUUAUUUAACAGAAUCAUCAGUAACUACUCCGGAGGAAAACGAAAAUAAAGCUGUUGGAGACGUUUCUUCAUCACUAACAACAACAGCAUCAUCGCCAACACCGACAACAACUACAACUACAACAAUCUCAACAGAGAGCACAGAGAAAAGCUCUACCGAAGCAUCUAUAAAAUAAAAGAAAAACCGUGUAGAUAUGACAUUAUUUUUGGCCAAGUUUGAUACCGUAUUGGUAAGAAAGAACAAAUAUUUCUUCUUUCCACAAUCGGUAAAUGUUUAUUUGUUCGAUUGCAAUCAUUUGCAGAUAUUUCAUCAGCCGAGUUUAUCUGUAUUGCUUCAAACAAGUGCAGCCUUACAAAAUGAACAUCUGUUGAGUCUCAGAUAAUUUUAUUGUUAGUUUGGACAUGUGACUAUUCUUCUGCAAUUUGGGAUUGUUCUUCCCUUCAAAAUAUAUAUAUAUAUAUCUACAUAUAUAUAUAUAUAUAAAUGUAGACUUAAGAUAUCGUUAUUCAAUUGAAAGAAUACAAAAUAAUAAUAAAAAAUGUAUCUUCUUCCUGUGAAGCUUGUUAUUUGACAAGUAGUUGAUUGAUUGACUAUGGUGCUCAUAAACAAUUGGUCUGAUUUUCUAUGUUUUCAAUUGCAUUUGUACAAAAAUUCAUAAGAGUUCUCAUUCAAUUUCCCAUAUAUAUAUAAAAAAAAUUUUUUUUUUCAUAGUGUUAUCAACAUAUUAUUGAAAUUGGAUUGAAGAUAAAACUAUGUGUACAUUAACAUACCUUAAUAAUUAUUAUAUUAAAUGCCAGUAUCUAUGGAUAAAAAUAGAUUAAACAUCCUCCUUUUUAUGUUUGUUAAGCUCAGUGUAAUGUCUUUUGUCAAUCAAUUCAUAUUUUCAUGUACUGUAUUAUAGUUUUUUUUUUUUUUUGUAUGAUGUUCAAAGAGUUGUAUAGGUACAUAUUAAUUAGGUUAAUUGUUCAUAUUUACUUCAGCGUUUGACGGAUAAUUUCGUGUCAGUUUGUCCAAAGAUGGAUGAUGGAUUUCAUUUUUUAUGCCGUAGGAUUUUAAUGUAGAACUUAUUAUUUUCUCUGCCAAAAAAAAAAAAAAAUAAGGAAAAAUAUCAAUAUAACGUCUCUUUUUUCUGUAUAUGUAGGAACAGAUCUACUUAAGAACUACUUUUGUGCCAGUGCAAUGUCACUUGUAAUUACAGUCAUAGCACAGAAAACACUGCCAGACCAGUCUCCUGUAAUUCGUCUUUAAAAUAUCAAUCGUCAUUUAAGUCUCGAUGAUAUGUUUUAUAUCGUUUUAUGUAUACUCGUAUCAUUUGUAUUAUUCCAUUUUAUGUAAAAGACAGAAAUAUAGAAGUCUUGAAAAUAUGUUGUUUAGAUAGUAACGUAAGUACAAAUCUUUUAAACUGCCUAUUCGCUAACAUUGCCUAUAUUAGUUAAUUUGUUGAUUAUCUAGAUAGGCAGUUCUUAGUUUUUAAACAUUAAAAAGAUAUUUUAAAUACUAUGCAAUGAUUUUUUUUUGUUUUUUUAGUUUAAUACCUCAUAUUGGUCUUUAUACAAUUUAAUUAAAUUUAUAAUUUUUUUAAGAUAUUCACCUCAUCCAGCUGAUUUAUUAUAAUUAUAUUUUUAGUUUAUGCCAUGUCAGAAGGUACUUAGAUCCCUUUAAUAUUCACUUGACAUCAAAACAACUGUAUUUUAUGUCAUGAUAAUCAAACAAUCUUUAAAAGUUAAUAAAUAAAUAAAAAAAACACACAAAGAAAUUGUGGGAAAAUACAUCAGAAUUUAAGGACAUUUGGAAAGAGUAUUUACUUUUAUCUUAAUAUUUUAAAAAAGAAACACUAAAAAUUAACAUAAAGAUGAAAAAAUUAAGCAACAGCAGCAGAAAAUACUUUUAAAAAAAUCAAUCUUUUUAUCGAAUACUUUGUUUAAAGUCCAUUUAAAGAUACGGCACAUUGCGUGUGUGAACAUACAGUGCCAGCCGAAAAAAUUUUUUCUGUACCAAACAGAAUUUUUUGCUAAAUAUCUUGUAGAGAGACUGCCAUUUCCUACUAUUCACAUAAAAAAAAAAAAAAUAUUCAUAUUUGCAUAAAUGGUGCUGAUUCAAAUAUUUUUGCUCCUGUCUAUUUCUAUAGAUAUUGACUGUUGUGUACAUAUUGUUCCGUUGUGUGUGGCAAUGAUGCAAAAUGAUACAUUUAAAAAAAAAAAACAAAAAAAGUUUUAAUCAGCAUGUAAUUUUUGGUGCCUGUACUGUGUUUUAUUCUAUUGAAGAUAUUUAAAAAAUAAAACAAAAAAAUAUAUUCAUAAGAUAACGAGAUAAACAAACGGAAUAUCUUGAAUGAAUUAGCCUUGUUUUGAAACAUUACUCGCCAACAUUCCUCAUCAUUUUUGUAUUCUGAAAGCCUUAUUGCACUUAUUGCAAGUGUGGUGAAAUAAGAUGAUACGUCGGGAUUUAUAACAGAU